UGACGCGAUUCGGAGGCAUUUGGCAGAAUGGUGAAAAACAAACGGCCGGUGUCUAAAACGGAGCGUUUCAAAGUUGACAGUGAUUCGGGCAAUGUGCAUCGCGUUGAGGCACAUUGGAGCUGGCUGGUGUUGGCACUUGUUUUGGGUGCCGGUUCAGUGACCAACUACUUCCUGACACAUCUUCCGGAGGCUCGCACGGUUGCCGAUUUGGAACGGUUUGAUGGGAUAUUCAUAGCUGAAAGAGCUUGGCAGGAUCUGAAAGCUUUCAGCGAUCUUGGUCCGAGAGUGGUCGGGUCCAAGGAAAAUGAAGCAUUGGCAGUGGAUAUCUUCAAUCGUCGGAUUGAAGAAAUUCGAGCUACGUGUCAUCCGGAUCAAAAAGUUGUGGUAGAGAACCAGAUCGUAACCGGGGUGUUCAAUUUUACUUUUUAUGGUACCUCCAUGACAACUAUGUAUCGGAACGUGCAAAACAUUGUAGUCAAACUGGAAGGUGAAAGGGAGGAAUCUUUGCUGCUAAAUUGCCACUACGAUACGGUGCCGGGAAGUCCGGGAGCAAGUGAUGACGUUGCCAGUUGUUCGGUUAUGUUGGAGAUACUCCGGGUUAUGUCCCGGUCCCCCCAGAAGAACCUGUAUUCGGUCGUAUUUUUGUUCAACGGAGCGGAAGAAACCUUGCUACAAGCAUCUCAUGGUUUCAUUACCAAGCAUCCUUGGGCCAGUCAGAUCAAAGCCUUUCUCAAUCUAGAAUCUGCGGGAUCGGCCGGGAAAGAAAUUCUAUUUCAAAGCGGACCCAACAGCCCAUGGUUAGUUGACGCGUAUGCCAAAAGCGUAAGGCAUCCAUUCGCUCAAGCCAUGGCCGAGGAACUUUUCCGAACUGGACUCAUCCCAUCGGAUACCGACUUUCGUAUCUUCCGAGAUUACGGUAAAAUUUCGGGCAUCGAUCUGGCCCACUUUCUGAACGGAUAUCGAUACCACACCCGGUACGACUCCCUCGAAUAUCUUUCCUUACCGGUGCUCCAAAGAACCGGGGACAACGUCCUAGCGCUAACCCUCGAAAUCGUAAACUCUAAUCACCUUUCGGAAAAUCCACAAAGCCCACCGGCACCCCGAGUGUUUUACGAUUUCUUAGGAUUAGUCUUCAUCAGUUAUUCCUCCCGCACCGGACAUUUUAUCAAUGCAUUGGUGGCUGUACUGGCCGUGUUGAUACCUUAUCGGGGGUUAUCGGGUCGUCGCGCUUCCAUACGCGUGGCGGCUUUCCGUGGAUUUGGGGCCACCCUAGCCGGUGCACUGCUGGGCUUGGCUACCAAUUCGAUUCUGGCCCGGCAGAUGGAAAUACUGGACGGCCGCAUGGCCUGGUACAGCAAUCUUUGGCUUGUGCUGCCCAUGUACGGUGCCCCCGCCCUUAUCUGUCACUGCGUUGUACAAAUGCUACUGGACGUGAUUUUCGCCAAUAAAAAGACCACCUUAAGUACCGGAGCAACGAUUCAAGCCCGGCUCAUUGGAGUAAAUGCCUUCUGGAGUGCCGUGGUAAUUCUAUUGUCCCUAGCCGGUUUCCGCAGCGGGUACAUUUUCAUGAUCAUCCAGCUGUGUUCCCUGGCCUCGGUCUGCCUGAACAUCGUCCUCAAGCUGCAACGGUCGUCCCGCGCCUGGAUCCUGGUCCAUCUGGCGUUCCAGUUCGUGGCCGCCGUUUGGUCCUCGUUCUACUAUUUGGUGUUCGUGAAGCUGUUCGCUCCCAUCGCCGGUCGAUCCGGAAGCGUCGUUAAUCCAGAUUUCAUCAUUGGGACGAUCGCCGUGCUAGGAGUAUUGCUGACCGGAAGCUAUCUGUUGCCCCUGUUCGGAUUGGUUCGGAGGCCCAAUCGGGUGUUGGCACAACUGUGCGGGCUGGCCCUAUUUGGCUUAGCGUUAGCCCUAUUGACUCCACUUGGGUUUCCCUAUCGAGAUGCUUCCGGUGGAGAGCCCACUACCCAGAGGCAUCUCGUUACGCACACCAUGCGCUUCUUCCACGACGAGCAAGGGCUGCUCAAAGAUAUGGACAAGGGCUUCCUGUUCGAGGCACAGGAUAUCAAUGGUGCCCGAUCGUUGCGGCAAAUUUUCGAAAACGAGGACCUAGUUCCGGUGGAGCAGAUGCCUAGUUGUAAAACGGAUUUUUUCUGUGCCCUCCCGUUCGAUGCCAUGUGGCGGCAGGUGCAUUUCGAUCAAUUCUGGCUACCGACCGAGGACUUCCCGGUGACGAGCAACAUGUUUACGUUGGCCUUCAAUGGAACGGAAACGGUGAGCGGAAACCUUAGACGGGUUACCUUCGUUGCCGAGGGAAGCAUCCAAUCGGCAUUCUAUGUGGGUCCUAAACCGGGAGUAAAAUUGGUACGUUGGAGUCUUCUGGAUUCGGUGGCUCCUCCGGUUCGCUUCAACAAUCAGGAUGGCUAUUUCGUUUACAUUAGCCACGGACUACCGGACCGAAGCUGGCCAAUAACGAUGGACUUUGAGGUGCAAGACGGACAUGCCGGUUCCAUUGUGGACAUUGGGGUCAUCACCAAGUACUGGGAAUCGCACGAUACUCACACCGACGAGUUCCGAGCUUUGCUAGAGAAGUUCCCAGCUUGGACCAACGUGGUGCCGUCGGUGGCCGUAAUCAACGUUUUCGAAUUGUAG
Uranotaenia lowii is the source of this 2643-nucleotide messenger RNA. Its product is annotated as endoplasmic reticulum metallopeptidase 1-like. The record is from RefSeq and is a predicted model, not a curated record. Bases 28 to 2643 code for a protein of 871 amino acids. The transcript is spliced from 5 exons. NCBI's taxonomy places the organism in Eukaryota, Metazoa, Arthropoda, Insecta, Diptera, Culicidae. Gene Ontology annotation, molecular function: metalloexopeptidase activity. Gene Ontology annotation, biological process: proteolysis.